AAGCCCUUAAAAUCACAGGCAGAAAAGCUCUGCACAAAAGCUAAUCCCCACAAGCAAAAACCAGCUCAACCACACAGCCAUGGAAGAAGACGACGCCGACACGCCACCCUUCUGGCUCCAGACCUCCGCCAACCCGCGCCGGACCCGCCGCGGCUCGUCCGCCCUCCUCCCCGGCCCCGGCGUCCUCCUCCUGCUCUUCCUCGCCGCCUUCAUCGCCUUCGUCUUCUUCGUCGUCCCGCCCUUCCUCAGCCUCUCUUCCAAGAUCUUCAGACCCCAUUCCGUCAAGAAGAGCUGGGACUCUCUCAACCUCGUACUCGUCCUCUUCGCCAUCAUCUGCGGGUUCCUCAGCAGAUCCAACCACGGCGAAGACGGGGGGUCGCCGGGUUCGUACCCGAGGUCGGACUUGCAGAAGUCGUCGUCGUCGUCGAACCCGGCGACGCCAUACACGGGGUAUGACAGCUACGAUCGUCGGAGCUCCGAGCGGAACGAAUAUGGGUUCUCCUCGAGCUCGUUUGGGAGGAUGAGAAACAGCAGCUCGUACCCCGAUCUGAGGGCGCAGGACUCCCCGUGGGCUUACGGCGAAGGACGGCGGAGAUUCUACGACGAUACCCAUCUUGUCGCGGGUCGGGGUGUCGGGUCGGAACCCGUCUAUUCCAGGAGAAGAUGGAAAGAGGAAGAUGACGACGAAGAAGAGAAGAAGUUCGAGAUCAAGCGUGUAGUUGCCGAUGAUAGUCGCGAUCGUAGUGCUGCAGUCGAGAAAAUGGAAGUUCCAGUCACGCCACCGCCGUCUGCUCCGCCGCCACCGCCGCCGCCGCGAGUUCGGGCAUCUGGAAAUAAACGGAAGCCGAAGAGGACUUAUGAGACUGUUGCGCACAAGCCUAAGGAUGAGGUUGAAAAACCGCCAGCGGCGCCGCCGCCGCCACCGCCGCCGCCGCCAAAGCCCGUGUUUCACCCGAUGGAGGAGGGGAGUGGGAAAAAGAGAGGUGGAUCGGUGACCAAGGAGUUCUUGAGCUCACUGAAGAUGAGGAGGAAGAAGCAGAGACAAAAGAGCGCCGAGAACUUCGAGGCCCUCCUCGGCUCCCAGCCACUGCCGUCAUCUUCCCGCCUUCCGCCCCCGCCACCACCACCGCCACCCCCACCACCUCCGUCUGUGUUCCACACUCUGUUCCCAUCCAAAAAGGGCAAGACAAGGAAAGUUCUCCCGGCUCCGCCACCUCCGCCGCCAGUUCCACCGCCUCCGGCAGCUCAGCGCAAGACCAGGGCAAGACCACCUGCAUUUUCUCAGUCGACCGCAAAUUUGAUCACCAUCAACAAAUCUCAUGCUCCCGUGACAACGACACUAAACUACGAGUCUUCGGAUGACAACAUCAACAGCGGCAACCAGUCGCCGUUGAUCGCGAUCCCUCCACCUCCUCCUCCGCCACCUUUCAAGGUGCCGUCAUGGAAGUUUCCUGUGCGCGGCGACUACGUGAGGAUCAAGAGCACGAACGUCUGGCACCAUGGUUCGCCAGAUACCGAGGACGAGGAGGGCGACGAUGAGGCCAGCGUCUCAGGGAUCACUGAGAGCCCGUCCAACGCGUCAUCGGAAGCGACGUCGCCGGCCUUCUGUCCGAGCCCGGACGUGGACACGAAGGCGGACAAUUUCAUCGCGAGAUUCAGAGCUGGGUUGAACCUGGAGAAGGCGAACUCCCUGAAGCAGAGGAGGUCCAAUUUGGCCCCAGAAAGAACAGGAUGAGAAACCAGGAUGAUUUCGGCGACAUUGAUGAGGUUUUGUUCAAGAACAAAGAUUUUUUUUUCCUUUUCUGUUCAAGUUUAUUUUCCAUUUUCUUGUGCAUAGAUGUUCAGAUUGAUUGACUGUUCUUGGAAGUGAGAUUGUAAUCGAGUCGAGUUGAGUCGUAUCCCACAGAAACCGUUCAUUAUCCACAUCGAAUGUUGAAUCAUAGACAGGGAAAUUGGAAUAAAAUGUUUCUUCUUGUAAUCCCAAAAUGU
Messenger RNA from Rhodamnia argentea, 1989 nucleotides. RefSeq names its product formin-like protein 5. The transcript has 2 exons. NCBI's taxonomy places the organism in Eukaryota, Viridiplantae, Streptophyta, Magnoliopsida, Myrtales, Myrtaceae. The coding region runs from base 80 to 1735 and encodes 551 amino acids. The record is from RefSeq and is a predicted model, not a curated record.